GCCCCCGCCCCUCCCGCCCGAAUCCUGGUGCCCGGUGCCCCAGGGGCGGUCCGGCGGCCCCUCGAUGGCGCAUAAAAUCUCUGGUCACCUGCCGGGCUGUUCCUCCGUGUGCCGUGUGCCGCCGUCCGUCUGUCGCCGUCCGAGGCCCGCCGUGCCCUGCGGCCCGCGUUCCCGGAGUCGCCGCCGCCUCUGUCGCCAGCCCCGUCCGGUUUAGGCGCGGAGCCCCGAGCGCACCGCGUGGGCACCCGGGUGCACAGACAUGAGCAGAAGCGCCAAAGCGUGCUGGGCGGUCGUGGCGCUGGGCUGCGCGGGGCUGCUGUGCGCUGUGCUGGGUGCCGUCAUGAUCCUGGCGGUGCCUUCAAUCAUAAAGCAGCAGGUCUAUAAGAACGUGCGCAUCGACCCCAGCAGCCUGUCCUUCAACAUGUGGAAGGACAUCCCCGUGCCCUUCUACAUGUCCGUCUACUUCUUCGACAUCGUCAACCCCAGCGCCAUCCUCAAGGGCCAGAAGCCGCAGGUGCGGGAGCGCGGGCCCUACGUGUACAGGGAGUACCGGCACAAGACCAAUAUCACCUUCAACGACAACGACACGGUGUCCUUCCUCGAGUUCCGCAACUUCAAGUUCCAGCCCGACAAGUCCAGCGGCCUGGAGAGCGACUACAUCGUCAUGCCCAACAUCCUGGUUCUGAGUGCCGCGAUGAUGCUGGAGCAUAAGCACAUGAGCCUGAAGCUGUUCAUGACCUUGGCGUUCUCGACCCUCGGCCAGCGCGCCUUCAUGAACCGCACGGUGGGCGAGAUCAUGUGGGGCUACGACGACCCCCUCAUUAACCUGAUCAAUAAGUACUUACCAGGCAUGCUGCCUGUGAAUGGCAAGUUCGGGCUGUUUGCUGAGCUCAACAACUCCGAUUCCGGGCUCUUCACCGUGUUCACGGGGAUCCGCAACUUCAGCCGCAUCCACCUCGUGGACAAGUGGAACGGGCUCAGCAAGGUCAAUUUCUGGCACUCGGACCAGUGCAACAUGAUCAACGGGACGUCCGGGCAGAUGUGGGCGCCGUUCAUGACCCCCGAGUCCUCGCUGGAGUUCUACAGCCCCGAGGCCUGCCGGUCCAUGAAGCUCGUCUACCAGGAGGCGGGGGUGUUCUCAGGCAUCCCCAUCUACCGCUUCAAGGCCCCGGACACCCUGUUCGCCAACGGGUCCGUCUACCCGCCCAACGAGGGCUUCUGCCCGUGCCUGCAGUCGGGGAUCCAGAACGUCAGCACCUGCAGGUUCAAUGCGCCCUUGUUCCUCUCCCACCCGCACUUCUACAACGCCGACCCGGUCCUGGCCGACGCGGUGACCGGCCUGCACCCCGACGAGAGAGAGCACUCCUUGUUCCUGGACGUCCACCCGGUCACGGGGAUCCCCAUGAACUGCUCCGUGAAGCUGCAGCUCAGCCUCUACAUCAAGGCCGUCAAAGGCAUCGGGCAAACCGGGAGGAUUGCGCCAGUGGUCUUGCCACUGAUGUGGUUUGAGGAGAGAGGAGCCAUGGAGGGCGACACGCUCCGGGCGUUCUACACCCAGCUGGUGCUGAUGCCCAAGGUGCUGCACUACGCCCAGUACGUCCUUCUCGCCCUGGGGGGCGUCCUGCUGCUGGUGCCUGUCAUCUACCAGAUCCGGAGCCAAGGUCCGGAAGAUGCCGAGAUCCCGCCCAGCCCUGCUGCCCCGCCAAGCUGGCUCCCCAGCCCCUACACCCCGCUUCUUCAGGACCCCCCAGUGGGCAGCCCGCCUGCCCCACCGCCUGAGCCUCUGGGUUGCCUCACACGCGCGUCCGCACGCUGCACACGCCCCCGGCACGUGUAAGCACACGCGUGCGCAGGUGUACACACACACUCAGGGAUGGAGAUGCUGCCGAGGGGAAUCAACGAAAGAGACUCACCAACGGGACUGUGUUCCGGAACCUUCUGUCCCAGGCACCCACAGGCCCGUGGGCCUUGGGUCCUCCCUCUGGGGUGAGCCUGUUCAGCCCUGGGACCCCCCCUCCCCAGCGGCCACGCCAUCGGUCUGGAGACACUGCGGCCCCUGGCAGGGCGGGCCAGGCCGAAGGCCAGCCAGGAGCACAGGCUUCUCGUGCCAGAGCCAGUGGGCAGGGGCUGCAGGUUCAGGGCCCGGCCGGACCCAGAGCUUGGGCCUCUCUGCAGCCCCCCGGGCUGGGGCACAGCCCCUUCCUCGGGCCCCAGAAACCAGCGUGAGGGAGGGGACGCCCUGGUGGUCUCUCCAGCCCCUGCGGGACUCUGGGACCCCUUCCCUGCGGCCAAACUGACAUCUGCCCGUCUGCUGAGCCGGCCACUCCCUGGCUGGGGUGGCGGGAGGCUCUGCCCGGAGCAGCCCCUGACCAGGGCCCCCCUCUCCGAAGUGCCGGGCCAGAGGCGGGGAGUUCUGGGCCCCGCCGGCCCGGAGGUCUGGUCCAGUGUGAGCGUCCGGUCUCCGGGGCAAGCCUCUGUCUCUUUUCUACUGGAAGUAACAUGAGUUUUAUCAUCUUUUAAAAAUAAGUCACUAUGUAAGUAAUAAACUUUUUUAAAAGCAAA
Messenger RNA from Phyllostomus hastatus (greater spear-nosed bat), 2562 nucleotides. It is a transcript of the gene SCARB1, whose product is annotated as scavenger receptor class B member 1. Gene Ontology annotation, biological process: cholesterol import; plasma lipoprotein particle clearance; cholesterol efflux. Bases 260 to 1837 code for a protein of 525 amino acids. The record is from RefSeq and is a predicted model, not a curated record. The transcript has 12 exons. Gene Ontology annotation, molecular function: low-density lipoprotein particle binding; scavenger receptor activity; lipid binding. Lineage: Eukaryota; Metazoa; Chordata; Mammalia; Chiroptera; Phyllostomidae. Gene Ontology annotation, cellular component: cytoplasm; caveola.